Messenger RNA from Triticum aestivum (bread wheat), 1390 nucleotides. RefSeq lists its product as uncharacterized. The coding region runs from base 230 to 1066 and encodes 278 amino acids. NCBI's taxonomy places the organism in Eukaryota, Viridiplantae, Streptophyta, Magnoliopsida, Poales, Poaceae. The record is from RefSeq and is a predicted model, not a curated record. The transcript is spliced from 2 exons.
GCAUAAAUCCUUCCAGUUGCAUGUGCAUGCUGUCCUUGCGGAUGCGAGGAUUACUCACUCCUUGAGGGAACUUGGAUGGGGUCCAAAGGAAGAUGUAACUUUCAAUAUCCACAUCACCUCCUCGCCUGUUCAAUUUGAAGCAACUAGCAAGGAUAAAGUUGGUCCAAGUGAUCAAGAGAACCCGCAACAGCUUAUUCGUCUAGCAAGCCGAUACAGUGAUGUCCUGAGGAUGGUUGGCGAUCCCCUGGUACAAGUUUUUCUGCCACCAGCAGCGACUCCAAAGUUGGAUCGACAUAUAGAGAUUUCUCAAGGGAGGUGCCACAUGGAGAGACAUCUCAAGGAAUCACUAGAUUCAUUCAUGGGAUUGUAUGCUGAAUCCCUGCACUUCCAUGACGUCUCCACACGUGCUAUUACUCCUCAAGGUCAUAAUCCUAAUCUGUGGAAAUACCUUAGGUGGUGCUGCGUGGAGAGGUGCCCCAAGUUGAAUACCUGCUUCCCUUUGCGUUCGCAUGAGUAUAUGGCAGGCUUGGCAGGCUGGUGGAUGACCAAUUGGUUAAGUAAAAUAGACCCUAAAGGCUUCAGUAAUCUGCAGCACCUACACUUGUGCUUUUGCCCCAGCCUCCAGUUCGUGCUCCCCAUGCGGUUUUGGUCCUUGCCCAGCUUGGAAACCCUCUACAUCAUCCACUGCGGCGGUGAUCUCAACCACGUCUUCAUGCAGGACGAAAUGGUCCAAACAGGAAUAGGCAGAAAUCGCCCCCGCAUUUUGCCAUGCCCGAAGCUGACCACCAUCCACCUGCACGACCUCCCAAAGCUGCAGAAGAUAUGCGAGGUCAGCUUGUUGGCACCAGCGCUCCAGACCAUCAAGAUCAAGGGGUGUUGGAGCUUACGCCGGUUGCCAUCUGUGAGGGGCAGAAGCCCAGGCGAGAAGAAGCCGACCAUCGAGAUCGAGAAGGACGUGUGGGACGCCCUGGAGUGGGACGCCGACCACCUCCCCGACCAAUUUGAGACGCCGGUCCACUCGCGCUACUACAAGGAGAAGCUGCCCAGGGUCUCCGUCCUCAGGUGAAAACUCUGCACCGCCGUGUUCCUUGCAGCGCUAGACGGCUUGAUUUUCUUGUGUGCUUGCUGGGAUUGCUAUUGUGUGGCCUUGUUGCCAACAAUGCCUUGUGUGUGAGCUUAUGGUGGCUCUCACCUUAUAUUAUGUUGUGGCUUGCAAAUAAGAAGCAGAGUGUGUGUGUGGCUUUGAUGAGUGGUAGCUUGCUAUGAGUUUGAAACUUUCUUAUGUGUGCCUGCAUGCAUGUGAGUUUGAAACUGUCAUAUUUGAGAGUGUUUGCUAUGUACUACUAUCUGAACUAAGAAACAGCUCGGCUGCUCAUGUUUGCUUGGUUGG